AGCAGCAGAAAGGGGUGUGACGAGGGUGUUGUAUUUCAUGCCAAACCACCUGGAGGAGACACUUAAGGCGCGCUGGUACGGGGUGCCAGCGGCAGUAAGGAGAGUCACUCAGAGAAGGCCACAUCACUUGAAUGACUACACUUGAAUAACUGUGCUGGACGGCCCAGAAGACUUUGUUUCCCCUCAGGCAAUGGACAGCAGGAUCAGACCGCUCGGCCUCCCCGGGCACACCGCCAGCCCGCUCGGUGGCUUGCAGGUUCCCCCUUCCCUCCUUCGCCCUCCGCCUCUCUUCCUCCGGGCUUGUAACCCCGCGCUGGAGAGGGGUUACCCCCGCACCCCGAAGUGCGCCAGGUGCAGGAACCACGGCGUGGUCUCCGCGCUCAAGGGCCACAAGCGCUUCUGUCGCUGGAGAGACUGCGUGUGCGCAAAGUGCACUCUCAUAGCGGAGAGGCAGCGGGUCAUGGCCGCGCAGGUGGCGCUCAGGAGGCAGCAGGCUCAGGAAGAGAGCGAGGCCCGGGAGCUCCGGCUCUUGUACCCCGGUUCGGGCAUCGGAGGGGAAUCAGGGAUCCCUCAGGGGUCACCUGUGGGCCCCGGGGUGCCAGCAACAACCAGCAACACUCCAACAGCUCCCAGUUUUGAUGUUUUUGGAACAGAGAACCAAAAAGAUGAUGACAAAUUGAGCAAGUACAACUUUUAUAACGGAUUCAUGGGUCGACCCCUCUUUGCGCCCCACACCAUGCGGCUCCCCUCUCCAAUCGGCAAGAAUGAGUCGUCUCCGAACAAGGACAGCACCGCGUCGUUAGUGGACGACAGCGCGAGUCCAUCCCCGGUGUUUGAUCAGCGCUCAGACCACACGGAGAGUCCGCAGAGGUCUCUCUCCUCCUCGGAUCCGGAGUCAGGGAGCGAGGCGGAGAAACCAAAGGACUACCCAAGCCUGGAGCGCGACCCCACCGAUAUCAUGGCCAAGAUCUUCCCCCAUCAGAAACGGGACGCCCUGGAGACUAUGGUGAGAACGUGCAAAGGUGACAUCGUCAAAUCCAUCGAACUGGUGUUGAGCUCCAAAGAGAACAAAAUCGACUCUGAUAGCUUGUCUCUGUCUAAUCACACAAACGCGCUCAGGCCCUCUGUCGGGCUGCCCGGAGCGCUCGGCGGACUGGGGAACAAAUCAGCCUUCUCCCCGCUCCACAUAGGCCUACCGCCGACAGCCGCCGGGGGAGACAGCCUGUAUGGGCUCAGCCCUCGCCUCGGUGUCAGCCCUCUACGGCUGGCCUAUUCCUCUGCGAACGGCGGUAUGGCAGGUUUUAUGUCACCGUACAUGACAUCCGGACUGAUGCCAGUGUUUCCCCUGCGUCCACCCCUGGACUCGUAUUCUUUUCCAGGCAUGAUCCGUGACCUUUCUUACCUCCAGAGCAAGGAGUCUCUAUGCAACACGGGCCUUUACACACGACUGAACAGUGAAAAAUGACAAAUCGACAGAUGAAAAAUUUGUAAAGUGGCUUUCAGAUGUACCUUUAAAUCGCUUUUCAAGUGCCUCAAACCCAAUUAAAGUGCUGAUUAUAAACACUGCAUGUUUUUAUAGUGUAAAUUUUGUAAAGAUUGAUAAUAAAACCAUUAAAAGGUUCA
This is a messenger RNA of Lates calcarifer (barramundi perch), 1623 nucleotides long. RefSeq names its product doublesex- and mab-3-related transcription factor A1. The coding region runs from base 191 to 1465 and encodes 424 amino acids. Gene Ontology annotation, molecular function: DNA-binding transcription factor activity, RNA polymerase II-specific; RNA polymerase II cis-regulatory region sequence-specific DNA binding. Gene Ontology annotation, biological process: sex differentiation; regulation of transcription by RNA polymerase II. The transcript is spliced from 2 exons. The record is from RefSeq and is a predicted model, not a curated record. Gene Ontology annotation, cellular component: nucleus. NCBI's taxonomy places the organism in Eukaryota, Metazoa, Chordata, Actinopteri, Centropomidae.